CGUAUUUUUACCGAAUAGCAACGGUCACUCUGUUUUGGCAAUAAAAAAACAAAUUCGAAAUGCCUGACGCUGUGGAAAAAAUGUUGGCGGGAAUGGCCACCAAUCGGCAGACCAUGAACCGUCAGUUGGCCAAGAUCGACGAGAUAAUGGAGCGGUCGAACAACACUUUGCUCCACAUCGAGUCCAACAGCAAGGCUCUCAGUCCGAAUGUGGCACCUGUGGAGUCCCAAAAGGUCUAUAACCUUCGCCCGGAGGCCGAGAUGGCCCUGUCCAAGAUCCUGGAGAACUUUAAGCUCCUGAUGCGGAGCAACGACCAGCGAGAGGAGGCCUUCAGCGCCCUGGACGGAUGCCUGGCCUACAGGCACCGAGUGGAGCACCUGGGCAGCUCCGUGCGCAAGCUGGUGGCCCUCUACGACACCGUCGGCCAGAUGAGGAGCUCCCAGGAGGAGCAAGAUCCCAGCGAGGACUCCCCCUAACUCGUCCAUAUGUGCUUAGAUGGGAUAGAUCAUCUCGGAGGACCCUUUUUCUUAUCUAGGAGCUUCUUAUGGUAUAUUUAAGCUAUAUAUAAUUGCCUUUGUAAUCUUUAAUUGUUAGAUUUGGAAGCAUACUGUGUUAGGAUUAUAGUUGUUGCUGUUGAUGCUAUGCCUGAAAACAGCAAAUAAACACGUAUGUACAUA
Molecule: messenger RNA, 677 nt
Organism: Drosophila suzukii
Lineage: Eukaryota; Metazoa; Arthropoda; Insecta; Diptera; Drosophilidae
Gene: msd1
Product: mitotic spindle density 1
Source: RefSeq, a predicted model, not a curated record